GCCCGGACUUGUAGAUUGUACCGUCGGUCGGGUCUUUGUUAGUUAGCAAGUAGGACUGGAGCCGGAUCAAUGCACUAACCAAGAAGAAAAUGAUCAUCUGUGCAAAAAAUAUGGACUUCCCCCUAGGAAACCAGUGCCAGCGACUCCAGACUCAGGUGGUAAAGGUGAGUUCGGAGAAGGAGCGCCCGCAGCUGCUGUUCGUGAAGGCUCUGGCCAGCAGGGGGCGCCUGGACUCGGUCACCCAGCAGAUGGGCUACCACCCGCAGUACCUGGAUAGCUUCCUGCGCACCCAGCACUACAUCCUGCACAUGGACGGGCCGCUGCCCUUCCACUACCGCCAUUACAUCGCCAUCAUGGCUGCAGCCCGUCAUCACUGCCGGUAUCUAGUCUCUCUGCACUCCGCCCAGUUCCUGCGAGUGGGAGGCGACCCCGCGUGGCUCCAGGGCCUGGACUCCGCCCCCCAGCGCCUGCGCAACCUUCACGAGAUCAACAAGGUGCUGGCUCACCGGCCUUGGCUCGUCGCCCGGGAGCACAUCGAGUCCCUCUUGAAGAUUGGGGAGCAGUGCUGGUCAAUGGCAGAGCUGGUCCAGGCAGUGGUGUUACUGGCUCACUGCCACGCUCUGGCCAGCUUCGUGUUUGGGGUGGGGAUAGAGCAGGACCCCCCUGUCCCAGGGACCCCCGGGAACCCCAACCUCGGCAGCUACUGCUUCUGCGACACGGCCAACGGCAACGCUGCCUGCACCCCUGAGAACCUGCGCUCCCACCGCCGCAGGUCCCUGGACUCGAGCUGCGAGGCGGGAGCCCUGCGAGACAGGAUGCAGAGGCUGCAGGGAGAGAAGGAGCGACGAGGGGAGCAUAAGAUCACAGCGCAGGGGGACCAGGAGGAAGAUCUGGAGGAGAAGCCGCCCCGUCCCACUGACCUGUCCUGCUUCCUGUCGGACCCCGAGUUCAGAUACCAGGAGUUCACACGCCGCAAUGAGGACCACUUCCAGGUGUUCAGGGUCCAGGAUUACUCCUGGGAGGAUCACGGCUUCUCUCUGGUGAACCGGCUCUACUCGGACAUCGGCCAUCUGCUGGACGAGCGCUUCCGGACAGUGACCAGCCUGCAGAACGGCCUCCUGGGAGAGGGGCAGGGCUCCGACCUGAAGAGAGCCGUCUGGAACUACAUCCACUGCAUGUUUGGCAUCAGCUAUGAUGACUAUGACUACGGAGAGGUGAACCACUUGCUGGAGAGGAGUCUGAAGCUGUACAUCAAGACCGUGACCUGCCACCCAGAGAAAACCAAAUCCCAGCUUCUCCACUGCUGCUGGAAACAGCUGAAGCAGGCUGAGAAGGUCCAUGUGAACCUGCUCAUCAUGGAGGCCAGGAUGCAAGCGGAACUUCUGUAUGCACUUCGGGCAAUAACCCAACACAUGACUGCAUAGACUGGAGAGAGGGAGGGAGGGAGGGAGUGUGCAGGAGAGUACGAUGAGAGAGAGAGCGAGUGUGCAGGAGAGUACGAUGAGAGAGAGAGCGAGUGUGCAGGAGAGUACGAUGAGAGAGAGAGCGAGUGUGCAGGAGAGUACGAUGAGAGAGAGAGAGCGAGUGUGCAGGAGAGUACGAUGAGAGAGACUGAGUGUGCAGGAGAGUACGAUGAGAGAGAGAGAGCGAGUGUGCAGGAGAGUACGAUGAGAGAGAGAGAGAGCGAGUGUGCAGGAGAGUACGAUGAGAGAGAGAGCGAGUGUGCAGGAGAGUACGAUGAGAGAGAGUGAGCGAGUGUGCAGGAGAGUACGUUGAGAGAGAGAGCGAGUGUGCAGGAGAGUACGAUGAGAGAGAGUGAGUGUGCAGGAGAGUACAAUGAGAGAGAGAGAGAGCGAGUGUGCAGGAGAGUACGAUGAGAGAGAGAGCGAGUGUGCAGGAGAGUACGAUGAGAGAGAGAGCGAGUGUGCAGGAGAGUACGAUGAGAGAGAGAGAGCGAGUGUGCAGGAGAGUACGAUGAGAGAGACUGAGUGUGCAGGAGAGUACGAUGAGAGAGAGAGAGCGAGUGUGCAGGAGAGUACGAUGAGAGAGAGAGAGAGCGAGUGUGCAGGAGAGUACGAUGAGAGAGAGAGCGAGUGUGCAGGAGAGUACGAUGAGAGAGAGUGAGCGAGUGUGCAGGAGAGUACGUUGAGAGAGAGAGCGAGUGUGCAGGAGAGUACGAUGAGAGAGAGUGAGUGUGCAGGAGAGUACGUUGAGAGAGAGCGAGUGUGCAGGAGAGUACAAUGAGAGAGAGAGAGAGCGAGUGUGCAGGAGAGUACGAUGAGAGAGAGAGCGAGUGUGCAGGAGAGUACGAUGAGAGAGAGAGCGAGUGUGCAGGAGAGUACGAUGAGAGAGAGAGCGAGUGUGCAGGAGAGUACGUUGAGAGAGAGAGAGAGCGAGUGUGCAGGAGAGUACGAUGAGAGAGAGAGAGAGAGAGCGAGUGUGCAGGACUGGUCUGUCUCACACAUCACAACUGGACACAGAUCAUACUUGAAUCGUGGAAGGGGCCUUUUUUUUUUUUUUGAAUUCUCUUUGCUUGAUACUUUUUUAUUUCUCGACACUUCUUAAUUUGUUUUUGUUUUUAGCCGUGGAUGCAGUGCUGCGGCAGUUAAUGUGCAAUUGUUGUUAUUGUUAUUGUUAUUAAUAAUAUUAUUAUAAUCUAGACUGUGAGGCAAAACGAGCAUUGGGACUGAAGCGUGUGGGUCAAACCGGGCUGCACGAACUGGUGUUUAGUUUUCUUUUUUAGUUUUUUUAAUUUGAGUUUGACUUUCAUAUUUUGUUCUUGUUUUCUAAAGGGCAGCUGAAGCUCUGUGUUUUGUCAUUUUUUAAUUCAGAAAAUUAAUUUUUCAACGCACUGGGGCUUCGCUCAGCAUUUAGAGCCGGCUGAUCAUUCAGGUCUUUAAUCAGAAUAUAUUGUUGGCUGCGAUUGUAACGGCGAUAGGAGCAGAAAACGAAAAUGCACGCCCCAAAACCGAGCAACAGAAACAAACCAACAAACAUUUCAGGGUGUUUUAAAAAACGCUGAAGGGUGUUAAAAAAAAUAAAAAAUAACAUGAAGGGGACAGGAGGACUUUAUUUAUAUAUGUAAAGAAACAGAAGAAAAACACUACGUUAAAAAAACAGCACUUUUGAAAAAACAAAACAGUGAUUUUUGUCUUCGUAAAAAAAAAAAAAAGAACGAAAGAAAGAAAUUGUACAAUCGCAACCCCAAUCUGAAUACGUGCCAGCUAGGACAGGGGUGCUCAGUCAGUCCUACACAAUUCAGUUGUUCCAGCUGUUCUGUCUCUGGUCGCUCGGCUGCAGUUUUCAUUUAGACUGGGAUGUGUUCCGAUAAAUGGCUUCCCACUGCGGCACAACCCUGAGCAUCUUGGUUCCUCCCUGGCUCGGCUGUGUUGUGUGGCGUUCGUGGUGCACCAGGGAGUUGAAGCCGUAUGUGCUUCAGAAGUCCUGCUUCAGUUGAGCUUGACGUUUCUGUUGGGCUGUGAUUGCAAUGGGAGUGAACAGGUACUAUAGAUAACUGUGAUAACGAGACAUGUGAAACUUCAGUGCUGUGCAGGCUUGCAUGCACUGUACCUGCAGCUAGAGACACAAGGGCAGAGACUGUUAACCUUUCACUUCCCAGUCGAACACACUCAUCAAGGUCUUUACUCCAAAGGGCUUUAUGUUCCAAAACCCAAGCAUGCCUGCUUCGAUUGUACUUUCACAGCAAAGGUACAGACUGUGCUUGUUGUGGUAGAUCGGUGUUCCUAGGUGAAGCGUCCUCUGUGGCGUGUGAAGUUUCAGUCCUGCGUUUCUGGGAUCUUGCAGUGCUUGAGUUCUCUGGGCUUGCUGAUUGGUCUGAAAGAUGUCAUUGUAGAGGUGCACAGAGAGGCUUUCAUGAGGACUGGGAGGUAAAAGGUUCAAACAUCAGAACACAGCUUUGGACAGAAGAGCUGGACGUAUAAAAAUCAAACAUUAAAUGAAACGUUUAGGAAGAGGGGGAGGGGGAGAUCAAGGUACGAUGCACAUGUCAUGAAAUCUUUACCCCCCCCCCUCAACGAAAUUAAAUGUUUUCUAUAAUUCUGUUUUUGUUUUUUUUUUGUGCUGCUAAAUUCCAUCUACUGUGUUGUACCCUGAAUAUUUCAGAAGCAGUAGCUUUGGAAGGCCUUUAUGGUCAUGUUGUUUAAAAAAACAAAAAAAAAAGAUGUAUGUUAUGUUAUGUAUGUAAGUAUUGUAUGUAUCUUCGGUCUGAAUGAUCCAAGACAUUUGAGGAUCAGUAGAAGCCGGUCAGGCCCCAGUGCUAGUGCCUCUCUAGUGGGACGGCCCGGGUUCUGUGUGCUGUACACUCGCUGUGCUCACCGCUCGCUCCCUGAGUCCUGGAGAGGGCAGGAUGGCACCCCAGCAGUAUUAUCUCAUUAAGAACAGCACACAGUGCUGCUGAAACUCAAAGCAGUGGACUCUCACUUCGGACUCAACUGAAUUUGACCGAUUUAUCGUGGCACCACAACACAGCGUUGGUGCCGAACAAUUCAACAGCACUCCCUCGAUUCACUGGAUUGGAGGCCUCUGGUUGGCUGGCUGAUCUUCACUCUUUGGCCAAUCGGGAGGUCUGUCCCGGUGACAUCACAAUGCAGACCCACUCCAGCACCUUCCCAGAAAACAGAACAAAGCUCCAUGGACCCAGGACUCAGAGGGGAUAGACACGCCCCUUUAUCAACAGUGCACAAGUCCUGUCCCCCUCCCAAAAAGACAAGCUUCAGCGGCCUGUCCCACUUCAACACAAAGCAGCCCCCCGGAACACUUUGACUUUGCCCCCACCUCGUUUGUGAAGGCGCCGGGACUGAGAGUCAGAGAAGCAGUGCAUGACUACAGCCUCUGAGUUCAAUAUUUACCACGUAAAUGUAUGGACAAAAACUGAAUCCGAGCAAACAAACAAACAAACGAAAAAAAACAAAAAAAGUUGUUUUUGGAAAAGAAAGAGACUUAUUUUUUCUAUAAAGAUAAAUAUGUUUGACAUGUUC
Messenger RNA from Acipenser ruthenus (sterlet), 4997 nucleotides. Its product is annotated as sestrin-3-like. Gene Ontology annotation, cellular component: nucleus. Gene Ontology annotation, biological process: negative regulation of TORC1 signaling; positive regulation of macroautophagy; cellular response to leucine starvation. Lineage: Eukaryota; Metazoa; Chordata; Actinopteri; Acipenseriformes; Acipenseridae. The coding region runs from base 90 to 1424 and encodes 444 amino acids. The record is from RefSeq and is a predicted model, not a curated record. The transcript is spliced from 9 exons. Gene Ontology annotation, molecular function: L-leucine binding; oxidoreductase activity, acting on peroxide as acceptor.